Molecule: messenger RNA, 429 nt
Organism: Paramecium tetraurelia
Lineage: Eukaryota; Ciliophora; Oligohymenophorea; Peniculida; Parameciidae
Exons: 2
Source: RefSeq, a predicted model, not a curated record
AUGAAUCUUAAAAUAGCAUGUCAAGGGCAAGAAUUCAAUUUUGAAGAAGUUUAUUCAUUCGAAGAGUUGAAAUUAAGACUUCACUAAACUGAACCAUCAUUUAUUCUAGAGUCACUAACUUAUUAAGAUGAGGAAGAUGAUAUCAUUACAUUAGCCAAUGAGAAUGAUUUUAGUUGUUUGUCAACAAAUUCAAAUUUUACUGUUUAAGCAUAAGGGAAAUUCGACGAAGAAUGGGCCAUAAAGGAAUUCAAAAGAAAUUAGAGAUUGAUUAAAAGAAUAGCUAAGAAAGUCAAAUAGCUGAAAUAAAAAUAGAAGAAUAAUUUAAUCUAAGAGAGAAUAUUACUCAGAGAAGUUAAGAAAUAUUCUGUAACAAUAGAAACAGACUCAAGAAAUAGACAAAGACAUAAAGACUAUUAGGUAAUAAAUUGA